AUGGAUAUCGAAAAUUCAAGACUACUCGAGUUCUUGUUAACCGACGAGGCCUGUGGCAGCCCCGACAAGGGUCACAAGGUGCUGCGGGCGAGGCAACAAGUCCCCAGUAGCUAUUCCAGGCCGCCGAAGCGGCUCUCGUCUUUGCGCAUACAAAACCUGAAGACACCCAGGAAGGACACCAGAAACGACGAAUACAUCAAAAAGGACCUGGAAUCCAUCAUAUUGCUGAGGGGCACGUCGAACGUGGGCACGUUGAAGGUGGGCAAGUCGCCGGUCGAGCCGGUGAGAAAGCCCCGCCCGUCCAGCGGUGCCGAAGUGAAUGGGGGUGAUGCGGGGCACCCCAGUGGUCCUUCUUCGAAACGAAAGAAAUCCAAGCAGAAGGGCGCCAGCAAGAAGGACAAAAGCGCCCCCGAGCUCCCCCAAACCACCCCCAAAGCCGCACCCGAAGCUGCCGGGCGCAAGCGCCCGCGCCCGCGCAUGCCGCGCAAGCGGACUGCGUCCAAGCGUGCUGGCGACAGCGGCGGGCAGGCCAGCACAGAGGCCGGCGCGCCGAAGUAG
Eremothecium gossypii ATCC 10895 is the source of this 558-nucleotide messenger RNA. RefSeq names its product ACR169Cp. Lineage: Eukaryota; Fungi; Ascomycota; Saccharomycetes; Saccharomycetales; Saccharomycetaceae. The record is from RefSeq and is marked provisional. The coding region runs from base 1 to 558 and encodes 185 amino acids. The transcript has a single exon.